Molecule: messenger RNA, 2109 nt
Organism: Acomys russatus (golden spiny mouse)
Lineage: Eukaryota; Metazoa; Chordata; Mammalia; Rodentia; Muridae
Gene: Nlrp10
Product: NLR family pyrin domain containing 10
Exons: 2
Coding region: 103-2109 (668 amino acids)
Biological process (GO): positive regulation of inflammatory response
Cellular component (GO): cytoplasm
Source: RefSeq, a predicted model, not a curated record
ACCCCAGAAGGUAGAGCGGUUGGGCAAUCUCCAGGCUGGUUCCCGCUCGGCACCGUCUCACUAUUUCUCGCUUCCAGGUGGCUGGGCUGAGCUCUGGGCACCAUGGCCUUGGCACGGGCCAAGAGUUCCCAAGAGGCAUUGCUCUGGGCCUUGAACGACCUUGAGGAGAACAGUUUCAAGAUGCUGAAGUUCCACUUACGGGAUGCAACCCAGUAUCACCUAGCUCGAGGGGAACUGGAGGGUCUGAGUCGGGUGGACCUAGCAUCGAAACUCAUCUCGAUGUACGGAGCACAGGACGCUGUGAGAGUGGUGAGCGGAAGCUUGCAGGCCAUGAACUUGAUGGAGCUUGUGGACUACCUCAGCCAGGUUUGUCUGAAUGAUUACAGAGAAAUCUACAUGGAGCACGUGCGCUGCUUGGAAGAGAGGCAAGAUUGGCGUGUUAACAGCAGCCAUAAGCUGCUCCUGGUGCCCUCAUCCAGUUCAGGGAGUUGUGGAUCGCCUUCCUAUUCUGACCUGGAUCCUAUUCAGGUGGAGGCGCUAUUUGCUCCGGAGGCGGAGUCCAACUCAACCCCGCCCAUAGUGGUGAUACAAGGAUCUGCCGGUACUGGGAAGACAACACUGGUCAAAAAACUGGUGCAGGACUGGGCCAAAGGGACCCUGUACCCAGGCCAGUUUGAUUAUGUUUUCUAUGUGAGCUGCAGAGAAGUGGUCCUGCUGCCCAGGUGUGACCUGCCCAGUCUCAUCUGCUGGUGUUGCGGAGAUGACCAAGCCCCAGUCACAGAGAUUCUGAGGCAGCCUAAGCGCCUCCUGUUCAUCCUGGAUGGCUAUGAUGAGUUACAGAGGUCCAGUCGAGCUGAGUGCGUACUGCGCAUUCUGAUUAGGAGGAGGGAGCUACCAUGUUCCCUCCUCAUUACCUCUCGGCCUCCAGCUUUGCAGAGUCUGGAGCCCACGCUGGGUGAACGGCGACAUGUCCAAGUCUUAGGCUUUUCUGAGGAGGAGAGGAAGAGCUAUUUCAGCUCCUAUUUUACGGAUAAGGAGCAAGCGAGGACUGCCCUUGAAUUUGUGCAAAACAAUGCGGUUCUCUACAAAGCAUGCCAGGUUCCAUGCAUUUGCUGGGUGAUCUGUUCCUGGCUGAAGAUGAAGAUGGUAAGAGGCCAGGAAGUCUCAGAGACACCUAACAACAGUACAGACAUCUUCACUGAGUACGUGUCCACCUUCCUGCCCACAGAGGGCAACGGGGACAGCUCUGAGCUCACCCGUCACAAGGUUCUGAGGAGUCUGUGCUCCUUGGCGGUGGAGGGGAUCCGGCACCAGCGCCUGCUAUUUGAAGAGGACCUCCUCAGAAAGCACAGCUUAGAUGGCCCUAGCCUCACUGCUUUCCUGAACAGCUUUGACUACCGCGAGGGGCUUAGCAUCAAGAAACUCUACAGCUUUUGCCACGUCAGCUUCCAGGAAUUUUUCUACGCCAUGUCCUUCCUUGUGAAGGAGGACCAGAGUCAUCUGGGGGAGGCAACGUGCAGAGAAGUGGCAAAGCUGGUGGAGCUGGAGAAAUACGAAGAAGUAACUCUAAGUUUGCAGUUCUUGCUUGACAUGUUGAAAACGGACGGCACCUUGAGCUUGGGGCUGAAGUUCUGCUUUAGAAUUUCCCCCUCAGUGAGGCAGGAUCUGAAACAUUUUAAAGAAAAAAUGGAAGCCAUAAGGUACAACAGGUCGUGGGAUUUGGAACUCUCUCUCUAUGAUUCUAAAAUAAAGAAACUCAAACAAGGCAUCCAGGUGAAAGAUGUCAUUUUCAAUAUACAACGUUCAGAUGGAAAGAGCUCUGGUAAGAGGAAGCCGUUUUCACUGAGCAGCAGCGUUGGGAAGGGGCAGGUACAAAGCCCUCUCUUGGAAACUGAUAAUCGCACAAGGAAACAAAAGAAGGCUUCUAAUGGGAAAAGCAAAGGGGCAGAAGAACCAGCCCGGAAGGUUAGAAACAGCAGCCUGGCAAGCACAGAAGAGCGGUACAAGGAGGCGAAGGAUAAGGAGGAUGGUUGCUUGGAGAGACUGGAGGAUGGGGGCGGGCAGAGAGUUAAACCGGAUGGAGAGAGGAGAGACCAGAUGAAUGGGUAG